Molecule: messenger RNA, 574 nt
Organism: Chaetura pelagica (chimney swift)
Lineage: Eukaryota; Metazoa; Chordata; Aves; Apodiformes; Apodidae
Gene: TSPO
Product: translocator protein (18kDa)
Exons: 3
Coding region: 13-516 (167 amino acids)
Cellular component (GO): membrane; endoplasmic reticulum
Molecular function (GO): cholesterol binding
Source: RefSeq, a predicted model, not a curated record
UUGACUGUCUGAAUGGAAAUGGUACAAGCCUGGGCCCCAGUAGUGGGUUUCACACUCCUGCCCAAUGUAGGAGGAUUUUUAGGAGGCAGGAUAACCAAAAGACAAAUUCCAGUGUGGUAUGCACAUCUACAGAAGCCAUCCUGGUGUCCACCUAACUGGGUGUUUGGUCCUGUUUGGGGAGCACUCUACACAUCUAUGGGAUACGGCUCCUACCUGGUGUGGGAUGAACUGGGGGGCUUCAAUGAAGAGUCAAUGGUUCCUCUGGGUCUGUAUGCAGGGCAGCUGGCACUAAACUGGGCAUGGACUCCAAUAUUUUUUGGAGCACACAAAAUGGGAUGGGGGCUGGUCACUCUCCUGCUCACCACUGGUAUGGCAACAGCUACAACUGCUUCCUGGUAUAACAUCAACAAAACAGCAGCUUAUUUGAUGGUUCCUUAUUUAGCUUGGCUAACCAUGGCUUCUGCACUCAAUUACCGUGUCUGGAAGGACAAUCGCAAAAAGAACCUAUAUGAAUAAAUGGUUUUCAGCCAAGACAACUUUUUUCCACAAGAAUUUUUCUAAAUGAAGUUAUGAC